GCGUCACCAUGGCAGCGGCUGGUUGUGACAUCAGCGCCAUUUUGGUUGUGUGUUGUGAUGGAAGCAGCGAGAAAAUCAGAAUCCGACAGAAAAACCACGAAAAUCAGACCCAAAUCAGACAAAUUCAGAGCAGAGAAAGCAGAUUCAGCGAAGCAGGCUGAAUCACAUCGAGAAUCAAACCGAAUCUGGACGGGAGUCGUUCGGAGUCCUUUAGAUCUGCAAUAACAGGUCUGUGUCGCUGCGAUGGCUUCGCGUCCCUCAUCAUCAUGACAGAUUCCCCCGCGUCGGCUCCGUCUGGACUCUGACCCAUGAUGAUUUAUGGAUUGAUUCCUCAGGAGUUACACGAGCAGCUCCUGGACCAGCAGAACUACCAGAACCGGACCCGCGGGGUGGAGGAGCUGAAGAGCAUCCUGACGGAUCUGGACCUCCAGCAGGUGUCCUCCGGCAGCAUCGUGGAGUUCAUCCAGUUCCUGCGCAAGCUCCUGGACGACAGCAACUUCAAGGUGUUGUACGGCACCUUACAGCUCAUCAACCUGCUGAUCGAGAAGCUGGACGGCGAUGUGGAGCGAUACUACAAGGAGAUCGUGGCGGUGACCGUCAGAGCGCUGGGAGACUCCCGUAACGUCACCCGACGCGAGUACAUGAGCGUCUUCAGGCAGCUGAUGAGGACGGUGGCGCCGCAGCGCGUGCUGGAGCUCGUGGUCGCUCAGCUCCGGCACCGCAACUCCAGGGUUCGAGAGGAUGCCGUCAACAUCAUCACGGCCGCCAUGCUCACGCACCCGCGCAAGGACUUCGACAUCGCCGGCCUGUGUUCGGAGGUGGCCCCGUCCCUCGCCGACAGCAAGAGGAAGGUGCGCCACGCGGCUCUGGAGCUGUUCGCCGUCUUCGACUACUGUCUGGACACCGGGAAGAAGCAGCCGCUCGUGAAGGCCGUGGACCGGGUGGAGCUGACGGGAGACGUGCAGGGCCUCAUGGCCGCCGUUCAGGCGCGGCGAGCGCGGCACAUCCUCCCUCGGCUGGCGGCCGACGGCACGGUGGAGUAUGCGCUCGUCCUGCCCAAACCGGGACAGAGACGUCUGCCUCAGCUGGGCUCCGGCGCUGAUCUGGACUGGGUCAUGAACGGAGGACGGGUUUCCAGCUCGCGUAGCGCCGCAGACGCCGAUCCCGUAGAUGACGCUCCGCAGCACAGGAGGAUCGUGAGCGCCGGAAAAGGGAAGAACAAACUGCCCUGGGAGCGAUCGGUCCUCACGGCUAACGGAAAGUCACCUGAUCAGGUUUGCAGUGAAGAUCCGUCCACAUCCAUGAGACUCCGUCAGGACACCGGUGCCAAAUACAGUCCAUCAGAACCGCUUCAGUCUCCGGGCCGGACGCACAGGUCUCUGGGUCGACUGCGGCGCAGCGGAAGCUUGGAUUCGGAUCCAGACAUUUUCAAAACAGCCAGUGAGCCUGAGAAAGGUUUGAAGACCGGCCGUUUCCUGUCGGGCAGCGUGGAGCGCACCUUCUCCCUCCCCUCCAACUCAACACCUCCGGGCUCCUUCCUGCUGCCCUCGUACCCGCUGACCGCUCUAGCAGGAAGUCUGCUGACCCCGACCGUCCCCCACCGAAACCACGCCGAGCCCUCCCUCUCCAUGUCCAGCACGUGGCCCAACAGACGUGACGUCAGCCCUCACCGCAGGAGCGACAUCGCCGGUGAGGUGAGCUCCAGCAAGCGCUCUCCGCUGCCUCCUCGUGUUGUCCGCCAGAGCCGGACCGGCGGCAGACCCUCGUCAGAGCAGGACAGGAACCUGCUGCUGGAUCUGUCCGUCAGCAGCGCAGGAGGGCCGGAGGACGAGCCGCUGGACCGCGAGGAGAUGCUGAACUCCUUGCGGUCGCUGAGGAACAGCGCGGCCAAGAAGAGGGCCAAAGUCAGCGCGAGCGGCUCCGAACCGGAUCCAGACAGUCCGGACUCGGCGGUGAAGCUGGAGCUGGUUCCUGAUUCUCCGGAGCAGACGUCCCCGUCCGUCACCAGCCCUCUGAGCGAGAGCGGCCUGAGCAGCCUGUACUCGCCCCCGUCACCCAGCGGCACCAAGAGCAGCCCCGUGAACUCCGCUGAGAAACCACGGGUGGCGUCAGGAAGACGUGACCUUGGCGCUCAAGGCGUGACGCAGCAGGAUAAGAGCCUGUCUGACGGGAGUGUCGGUGUGGUCGGUCAGAGACUCGUUUACUCAAACAGAUUGUUAGAUCCGGACGAGGAGAAGCCUGGCGAUAUGACAUCAUCACCACAGAUCAGAGCCGCCGGCCGCGAGCCGCUCCGCGCCCUCAGAGCCGCUAAAGGAUCUCAGCAGCACACGUCGAAGUCCUGCAGUGCGCGCGACAUGUCGGAGGGAGUGAUCGGACGAGGAGUGUUUGGUUCUGUUGUUCUUCCCAGUCGUCCCAGUGUGGCGGCUUCACCAGAUCAGGGCGACUCGUCCAGUAAAGCCACCCGUGAGCCUCCGUCAGGCGUGUACGGCCACGCUUUCACCGGCGGAAACAUCGACUCUGACGACAGUCCUGAACCGGAGGAGCUGCUGGAGAGGGUAAAACUGUCUAAGUUUGCACGUGACAAGAUGCGUCAGCGCCGUCUGGAGCAGCAGGACGAACCACCCGCUCCAGACCCGACGAGACGUGAUGUGAAAGACGUGACCCUGAACGGCUGCGGGUCGCUCUCGGAUGAAUCUCCCUGCAGUCCGACGGGACCACAGAACCCAGUGAAAUGUCUGAGCCCCGCCCACCAGCACCCCCCGACCGGCCCGCCCAAUAGAAACGCAGCGCCGCGACUCAGACGAACGCCUAGUCUGAACCGGACGCGACCGCCUGCGGCACACAGCUCCGAUGAGUUGAUUUCUGGGAGCCCUGGAAAAGACGGACAGGAUCCGGCAGAGCUGCGGCCCUUCUCUAAACCGGAGCUGGCGCUCACUCAGAGCUUCAGGCUGCUCGCCUCGGACGACUGGGAGAAGAAGAUCGAGGGGCUGAACUUCCUGCGCAGUCUGGCUCAGUAUCAUCCCGACGUCCUCGUGAGCAGGAUUCACGACGUGUGCCUCGCUCUCAUUCAGGAGGUUCGUAACCUGCGCUCCGGCGUGUCCCGCGUGGCCGUGGUGGCGCUGGGCGACAUGUUUGUGGCGCUGCAGAAGGGAAUGGAUCAGGAGCUGGACGGGACGACCAGAGCGCUGCUGCACAAAGCCGGGGAAUCCAACGCCUUCAUCAGACAGGACGUGGAGCGGGCGCUGGACAGCAUGGUGCAGCACUGCACACUGACCCGCAGCAUGAGCGCGCUGCUCGCCGGAGGACUCGGUCACCUGAACUCGGUCGUGCGCAAGUGUGCGGCUCAGCAUCUGUGCGCUCUGGUGGAGAGGGCCGGCGCCGCCCGCCUGCUGUCCGGGACCAAAGAUCUCACCGACCGCAUUCUGCCCGCCGCCUCGAAGCUGGCACAGGACUCGUCUCAGGAGGCCAGGUACUUUGGUCGGCGGAUGCUGCUGUUUUUGUCCUCUCAUCGUGACUUUGAUAAGAUGAUGGAGAAGUUCGUCCCGGCUAAAGACCUGCCGGCCAUCAGGGACGCCGUCUUCACUCUCAAAACCAAGGGUUUGGGUGAAAUGCCUCAGGACGCUCCGUCGGCGCGGGGCAGACGCUCUCUCAUGGGCAGCGGACUCGUGCGCACCUCGUCCCUCACACGUGACCCUCUGACGGCCAGCAGCAGAGACUCCGGACAGUCCGUGAACAGAGCGGCCGCACACAGCCUGGCGGACAGAAGCGAGUACGUCAAACAGAUGAAGACGCUGCUGAGCUCCAAAGACUUCAGGGAGAGAAUCAGGGCCAUCGAUCAGCUGGUGUCCGACUGCGAGGAGAACCCGUCUCUGGUCAUCGGCAGCCUGUUCCCGGUGUUUGACGCUCUGAAGGCGCGUCUGCAGGAGUCCAACAGUAAAGUGAACCUGCGCGCGCUGGAGGCGUUACAGACGAUCAUCGCUCUGCUCAACGACAGCCUGGCUCCAGUGCUCAACAUCCUCAUUCCCGCCGUCGUGGACAAUCACCUCAACUCCAAAAACAACGGCAUCUACACGGCGGCGCUGGGGGCCGUUCAAGCUCUGAUCGACAACAUCGACAACAGCCUUCUUCUUCAGCCCUUCUGCUCCAAGGCCCAGUAUCUGAGCGGGAAAGCAAAACUGGAUCUGAUUGAGAAGGUCGCAGAGCUGGUGACGGAGCUGUACCCGCGCAAACCGCAGCUGGUGGAGCAGAAGGUUCUUCCGUUCUUCUGGAAGCUGCUCAGCUCCUCCGGUAACAGCGGCAGCGUCAAGGCGGCCGCCGCUAAACUGGCCGAGGCGCUGCACGCGCACAUGGGCCGGACGCUGGUGGAGAGCGCCGCCUCGCAGCCCACGAACGUUCAGUGCGACCUGAACGAGCUCCUGAGGGCCCAACACACACACUCUACCUGAAUACAGACGUUUCUGCAUUUCCCACAGUGCCUGGACUCUUGUUUUAUAAGAAAGAGAAGCGCUUGACUAAUGCUAUUAGCGGAUUCACACUCAGAUUAGAUCUGACAGGAUCAGGUUUGCCGCUUUGCACUUUCACGGUACCGCGAUCAUGAUUCUUGUGGUCGUGUUGAAAGAUUUUGAAUGUAAAAUGCACAAUUGUUUUGUAACGUGUGCUAUGGAGCAUUUCUAAGAGAUGUGUCGUUAUUAUUAUCAGAGUCUUUUGUACUGUAUAAUAGCACAGUAUUAGCUGUACUGUAUGUCGGUGCAGUGUAUUUUUGACAAUGAAGCAAUGAUGGUUCUGUUCUAAGUGCGACCCGUCUUAGUUUUGUUGCAUGACCAAAUUUAUUAUUGAUGGGGUUCAAAAAAUACAAUGAAAAGAGCAAAAUAUCAGUCAGAACGAUGCCUCCAUCAGCUCUGGAUGUGAAACCGCUGUAUUUUUGUGAAUGUGAAGCUUUGAAUAAUAAUAAUAAUAAUAAUAAUACAGGUGAAUUCAUGUCCAGAUGUAGUUCUCAGUUUAGUGCCAGUCAUUCCAGAACAGCCUUGAUGAGAUUUCACAUUAAAUUAUAUAUGAGAGAGAUUUAUCUAUAUAAUAAAGUGUCUUAUUUCUGUAAA
Molecule: messenger RNA, 5096 nt
Organism: Megalobrama amblycephala (Wuchang bream)
Lineage: Eukaryota; Metazoa; Chordata; Actinopteri; Cypriniformes; Xenocyprididae
Product: TOG array regulator of axonemal microtubules protein 1
Biological process (GO): microtubule cytoskeleton organization
Cellular component (GO): cytoplasmic microtubule; cilium
Molecular function (GO): microtubule binding
Source: RefSeq, a predicted model, not a curated record